This is a messenger RNA of Lates calcarifer (barramundi perch), 3298 nucleotides long. RefSeq names its product linkage group 5 C19orf67 homolog (gene lg5h19orf67). NCBI's taxonomy places the organism in Eukaryota, Metazoa, Chordata, Actinopteri, Centropomidae. The record is from RefSeq and is a predicted model, not a curated record.
ACUAACUGAAGUCAGUUAGUGAGGCAGCUAGUUAACAUUAAAGUUAGCUCAUCUGUCAUUAAUACGUUAUAACCGACACACUGCAGCCAGGUUGGAUAUUUAACUGUCGUGUGGAUUAAUCUAGUCAACAAACCAACUAACCGACCAGUGUACUGUCCCAGUCUAAGCAGAAACCAUGACAGAUAUCGAAGUUCAAGUGGAGCUCCAGCUCGAAAACUCACCAUCCGGAGUACAAGCGGUUGAAAGCCGACAGCAGGAGGAGGAAAAGAGCGAGCUGGAUGAGCCGCUGUUGUUUUUGGCCGACGUUGCUCUGGCGCCACCCCGUGGUGAAGACACGGCUUGCAGCUGUGACUGUGAAGCCUGCAGCUGCCUGGAGGUCAGAGGCAUGGAGAGGAGCCUUCAGUCCAUGCAGCUGCAGCUCCAGUUCUUCAUGAGCAAAGCAGAUGACUUACACGACUGCCUCGUGAAUGGGCAGAGUCAUCUAGAGAGAGAUGCUCUUGCCGCUGUUGUACCAAGUUUCCUGUACACCUGUCAGCCUUACUUUAACCACCUGGAAACCACAGCAAGGAGCUCCAUGUCCCAGAACUCCCACCUGCCUUCUGACAUGUAUACAAAGCUGCUAGACUUCUCUCAGCAGCUGUGUGACAGGUUGGAGCAGCUGGUGUUAACCUACGCCAGCCACAGUCUCCUCUGUUUGGAUGAAACUGAGCCUAACAGCGUAUCUCACUUCUGCAUCGGUCAGAGUCAGCUCGGCCGACUGAGGCUGACAGCAUUCCGCUACUGUAAGCCAACGCCGUUCCUGGCCCGGGUCGACGUGGGCCUGUACAAACGAAUGCGGUGGAACGUGGAGAGGCUCCGAGACGAGCAGCAGCAUCAGGAGCAGGCAGAUGGAGAGCAGGGUGGAGAGAGCGACGACAGGAGGGCAGAGACAGUUGGAGGCACAGAGUAUUACUUCCUGUGCUAUGAGGACAUUCCCAACGCACAUGCAGGGGCUCAGGGCGACAGCCAAGGCGUCUCUCAUGGCAACGUGGUGAGGAUGUGGUCCAUCGGUCAGUGGGUGCAGGUGAACCCAGACCCCGAAACAGAGGACAUCUACAACUGGAUCAUGUGCGAGGUUACUCAAGCCAGCUAUCACAAGCUGUUAUUCCUGGGCAGCGAAGAGCCAUCUAGCUGCAGUGCUACAGACUACCUGCAGCAGCUGCUGUUGUCACAUCAGACAGCAGAGUGAUGGUACACCCUGUAGGAGUAUGUGUGUGUGUGUCAGUGCACAUAUGACACCUAGCUCUCUACAGCACGUGGAAUGAAACUGGACCAAUUUAGCAGCUAUUGUGAGAUUCUAAGGUGGUUUCAGAUACGUCUGGAUUUUGGUGCCAAAUUGCGUGAGCUGUACCUCACACGCCUGUAACGUAUUACACUUUUAGCCAUAGUUUUAUCAUCUCAGUCAGAUUAUGUAAAAGUUAUUUUAUACUGUGAUGAGUCUGCACACUGUUUUGUCACUUUACUCUGUUCAGUGUGUUAAUGUUAAUCUUUAAAAAGAUUUUAUUAGAGUUUGUUAAUAUUUUAUGUUUCAAAAGUUCACACGUUUUUAAGAGCAUUUUGUUGCGCUGUAAAGAAGUCGAGAAGUGUUAUUAAAAAACAUUUUAUUUACAUUAAACAUUGCAUUGAAAUAAUUACACACAAUCACAGGUUUCCAUUUUUCAGAAAGUCAAAUAAGGAAAAUUUUACAUUUUCAAACAAGCUGCCAUAAUUUGGGCCCCACAAGUGAGGAAUGCCCGAUUUACUUCAUUUCAACGGGUUCAUCAAGUUGUUUAAAUUAGUACACAUAAGCCUCACUUCAUUUUUAAUAAAUUAAUAUCCAAAAUGGGAGAUUUAACAACUUUGAGCAAAAGUAACAAAUAAAAUUGUUCACUGAGAGUUCAGCCUGCUGUGUUCAGUUUGACCUUGUGACCAUUCAGCUCAACACAUAAAGAAAGGCAUUUUACUUACAACAGAGAAUAAAAUCUACAAUUUACAACCAACAUCAUUCAUCCUCUACUUCAAUAAAAAUCUAUAAAUGACUCUUCAAGGGUUACUAUACUUUCUAGAUCUCUAAAGUACAAAAGUAAAGUGGAGUUUCCCUUCAUUACAGUGAUCAGUCUUUAAACAAUGGACACACAAACACUUGCAAAAACACUACACAGACAUGUUUUGCAAAAGCACAUUUAAAAAGUCCAGCUUUGUCAAAAACGCAGGGAAUAUAACGUGUCCUGCCUGGAGGUGCAGGGGGGGGAUUUUCUUUGCUGGAUCCAGUGGUGGGAAAAGGGCAAGAAUCUGUCUUAAGAGUCAUUUAUGGUUAAAGCACUGGAUGCCAAAUCUCUUCAUUUCAGUUAAUAAACAAUUCAGCCUUUAUACCGUUCAACCCUGGAGGGCAAGUCAGGCCCAAGAGCUGGCUAAAUACAAAACAGAUUCAAAUGGACAUGAAUUUUCUGACAACAGUCUCUUGUAGUAAUCAUCAUUUUUGUGCUCUCCAGUUAUGAUGUUAGAAAAUUACAGAUGCUGGCUUUAAAGAAUUCCCCAAUCUUUAAACUUGUGACAUUAGAGUGAAGCUCAAUAAGACUACUUAUAGCACUGACUGACAAACACACAGCAUCCAACAGACUGACAUCGACAUACAGCACAGAUAUGAACAUUUACAACCAGUGAAACACACACGUUAUCAUACCGUAGCUCAUCACAGAUUCAACAUUAAUACACAGUUUAUACCCAGAUUGACCUGAUAUUGAUACCCUCCCAGAGUCGUCCACCCCACCCCACCCCAUCCCCGUAAUAAUACUCCUCCUCCUCAUAUGACACAAUACAGUGACCCCUGACCUUCACAGCAGUAUCGGUUAAAACCCAGAGUAAUAAAGUCCUGUGUACUGAGCAUUACCAGAGCAGAGGGCCGGUGUAAUUACAGGCUAUCAUCUGUCUGUAGUGUGUGACUGAAGUAAUGUCACUUAACGUGAGCGUGAGAAUCUGAAGGAAGGAAGACUACACCUUUGGAAAAAGUUCACGUGCAGCUACAGAUCAGUGAUUUUUACCAUAAGAGACCUACUUGCAAAAAAUUAACCUUCAGCAUCUAUCAACACAAUCAUAAGCACGUAACUAAAACCUCGUUAGUGCCUGACUCCAGUGUUUCAAAGGGAAAUGCUUGCACGUCGUACUGACCUUUGGUAAGGAUGCUGGUUUCUCUGACGUCAGUCUGCAAAUAAAUUAGACCAAAGUAAUUUGGGAAAGAGGACAACAACAGGGACUUGUAACAACAGGGACUUGUAAAUAA